Eruca vesicaria subsp. sativa (arugula) is the source of this 3335-nucleotide messenger RNA. The record is from the annotation of a GenBank genome assembly. NCBI's taxonomy places the organism in Eukaryota, Viridiplantae, Streptophyta, Magnoliopsida, Brassicales, Brassicaceae.
UAAAGCCACAACGAGGCUCAGAACAAAACAAAAAGAAAAAGAAAAGAACCGUUUCUUCUGCUAUUUCAUCUUCUUCGUGUUCUUUCCUGUGAACAAGGUCAAAAGCAACCCAAAAAAUAAUAAUCCAAAUUCCACCUCUAAUUCGACUUAGAAAAAAUUGUGUAGCUUCACUAUUUCACGGAUUGAAAGAUCUAUCCUUAAUUAUUAAUAUCCCUUCCUUGCCGACGGUUUAUGCUGUUUUUCCGAUCGAUUUCUCCUCUCCGGUGAGCGGAAAUUUCUUUCAAAAGGAUUUUAUUUAUUACUAUGAAGAGCAGCAGCAGCAAGGUCAAUAUCAACAACGGAGAUAAUCAUCAGACGAGGAACGGUACCAAUGGAUUUUUGCCUAAUUCCCUUAAAUUCAUAUCUUCCUGUAUCAGAACCGCUUCCUCCGGUGUCCUCUCAGCUAGCGCUUCCGUUGCUGCUUCCCUGAACCCCGAUUCCCACGAGCUUAAGGAUCAGGUGUUGUGGUCUUCCUUUGAUAGAUUACAUACAAGUGAAUCUUCUUUCAAGAAAGUUCUUUUACUAGGUUAUGCCAACGGAUUUCAAGUCCUCGAUAUCGAUGAUGCAAGUGAUGUCAGCGAACUUGUUUCCAGGAGGGAUGAUCCGGUUACUUUUCUACAGAUGCAGCCUUUGCCUGCCACUUGUGAAGGAAUCGAAGGAUUUAGAUCAUCGCAUCCAUUGCUUUUAGCAGUUGCUGAUGAAGCCAAGGGCUCAGGUCCUGUUAUCACUGGCAGAGAUGGAUCAGUUAGUAAUGGUUAUGAUGAUCCUCUUGCCCUAUCUCCCACGGCUGUGCGAUUCUACUCACUUAGAUCUCACAAUUAUGUUCAUGUUUUGAGAUUCCGAUCUACUGUCUAUAUGGUCAGAUGCAGUCCCAGGAUUGUAGCUGUUGGCCUCGCUUCACAGAUAUACUGUUUUGAUGCGCUAACUCUUGAAAACAAGUUCAGUGUCCUCUCAUAUCCUGUUCCUCAGCUUGGAAACCAAGGGGUCAGUGUUGGAUAUGGGCCAAUGACUGUCGGACCUAGAUGGUUAUCUUAUGCUUCCAAUAACCCUUUGUCGUCUAGCAUAGGUCGCCUGAGCCCUCAGAAUGUUACUCCUCCUGGAGUCAGUCCAUCUACCUCUCCCAGCGGUGGUAACCUAGUGGCCAGAUAUGCCAUGGAAUCUAGUAAGCAUCUGGCAGCGGGCUUACUCAAUUUGGGUGACAAGGGUUACAAGACUAUAUCUAAAUACUGCCAAGAUCUAAAGCAUGAUGUUCCUGGUACUUCUCUUUCGUCCAGUUCUGGUCGGAAAGUUGGCCGGGGCUCAUCUUCUGCAGAGUCAGAUGUUGCUGGAACGGUAAUUGUCAAGGAUUUUGAAUCCCGAGCUAUUAUAGCACAAUUCAGGGCUCACACCAGUCCAAUAUCGGCGCUCUGCUUCGACCCAAGUGGCACUCUAUUAGUGACGGCCUCGAUCCACGGUAACAAUAUUAAUGUUUUCCGGAUUAUGCCAUCUCCGUCAAAGAAUGGACAAGGCUAUGAUUGGAGCUCUUCCCAUGUGCCUCUUUACAAACUACAUCGUGGCAUGACAUCUGCUAUAAUACAAGAUAUUUGCUUUAGUAGUUACAGCCAGUGGAUUGCAGUUGUGUCAUCUAAGGGUACUUGCCAUAUUUAUGUUUUGUCCCCGUUUGGCGGAGAAAAUGUUGUUGAGAUACGGUGUUCUCAUGUGGAUGGAUUAACGCUUGCUCCAACAUUGUCCCUGCCGUGGUGGUCGAGUCCAUCUUUAAGCACCACCCAUUUUACGUUUCCACCACCAGCAUCGGUAACUCUUUCUGUGGUUAGCCGAAUCAAAUGCAACAAUUUCUUCCAUGCUGCAAAUUCCGUUGUAGGAAAGCCAUCCUUCCCGUCUGGCUGUCUUGCUGCUGUUUUCCAUCAGGCAGUCCCAUCAGAGCCGCAGUCGUCAGCUCUUGCGUUAGACUAUCUACUGGUUUACACUCCAUCGGGUCAUGUAGUUCAAUACAAACUCAUGCCAUCUCUUGGAGGAAGAGGAGGAGGAGAGCAGGCUGAGAGCAGUUCGCGGAUAGGAGCAGCAGUUGAAGAAGAAUUAAGAGUGAAAGUCGAACCAGUUCAGUGUUGGGAUGUCUGCCGGAGAACAGAUUGGCCAGAGAGAGAAGAGAAUAUACGCGGGCUUAUUUUCAGUGGUGGACGUAAAGUUGCAGAGGACAGCGUUAAUGCUUCUGAUCUAGCGAAGCCUCUCGAGAAAAACCACGCUUAUGUUGCCAAUGCAGAGGUUCUAAUAAACUCGGGAAGAAAACCAAUCUGGCAGAACUCAGAGAUAUCUUUCUAUCCAAUGUUUAGACCGGUCACUAGUGGCCUUAAUUAUGGGGAGAUGGAAAUCGAGAAAGUAUCUGCAAAUGAGAUUGAUAUCAGGCGCAAGGAUCUGCUGCCUGUGUUCGAUAAUUUUCACAGUGUGUAUUCCAGUAUGCGCAACAGAGGAUUUCCUGUGGAAAGAGAAUCAGAUUCUUCUUCUUCGUUUUGUGAUCCUGGACAAGUUAAAGGUAUAGCUUACCCUGAGAAUGAAGAAAGAAGCGGAAGUAGUUCCUCCCAUUUUGCACUAACUCCAAACCAAAAUCCUCAUGCCGGAACUGUAACAUUGAAACAACCAGUUGUUUCGGUUUCUUCUGCUGUGAAAGAAACUGAUUAUAGUGUAGACGAUGCUCAUAUGUUGCUAAAGAACGCCUCCCUGCCCGCUGAAACAACAAUUGAAAACAGCAGCGGGACAAGCGGAGCUUCAAAUUUAAGUUCUAACCGUUCUGAUCUGAGCAUGAAUGUAGCGGAUGAAAGUGAGGAUGGACCUAUUGAUGGCUCCCCAAACUUUGAGCAGUUUUUCAAGGAAACUGGUAAAGAAGCAGUGAACAAGAAUACUCCAUCUGAUCAAGGAAAACUAGAUGAUGUUGAUGAUGUUGAUGAUGAUGAUGACGAUGAUGACGACAUGCUUGGUGGUGUUUUUGCCUUCUCCGAAGAAGGUUGACUUUAGUUAAUGGCCAAGCUUUAAUGGAGAAAGAAGACUAAUCCCUUUCGCUGCAACUUACUCACUGGUGGAUCAUCAUACCCUAAAGAAUACAUUCAAAAUCGAUAUACAUUUAUCAUCUGCUUCUGUAAAUUCUUGUAAAUGGAUUAUUUGUUAUCAGCGGUCUCUCUAUUUGCAUGGACUGUUUUCUUAGUUUCUUUGUAAUUCACGUGUAACUUUAUCAAUUCAUCUGGAAAAAAAGAAGAAAAAUCAGGCAAAAAAAUAAAAUUGAAUAAAGAUUUAUUUCGUUUGGG